This is a messenger RNA of Brettanomyces nanus, 915 nucleotides long. RefSeq lists its product as uncharacterized. Lineage: Eukaryota; Fungi; Ascomycota; Pichiomycetes; Pichiales; Pichiaceae. The record is from RefSeq and is a predicted model, not a curated record. Gene Ontology annotation, biological process: tRNA wobble uridine modification. The transcript has a single exon. Bases 1 to 915 code for a protein of 304 amino acids. Gene Ontology annotation, cellular component: cytosol; nucleus; elongator holoenzyme complex. Gene Ontology annotation, molecular function: tRNA binding.
AUGUCGAUCUCAAUCGCUUCAGGCCCGGUUCUUUUGAACAGAAUUCUCACAUUGAGGGAAUCAUCACCAUUUCUACUUGCCUUGGAUACCAUACUGCAAUCUUCACAAUGUCUGACUAGUGAAUUCAUCUAUAAGAUCCAGUCAACCGGAAGGCAGAUUCCAAUCGUUUACAUUUCCUUUGAAACCACAGAAAAGCCAGAGUAUGUCGAUACAUUUAUAGAGGCACUUGAUGUUCCAAUGGAAAUUUUACAGCUGCAGAUCUCUGCAGCUCUACAAGUCAAAUGCGAAAGAUUCAUCAUUGUGGAUUCGUUCAACUAUGUACACAAUGCCGAGCUCAAUCCAUUCUUGAGAUCUAUUCUUGAUCCACUAAACAUCAUCUACGGUACUUAUCAUCUCGACGUGCCCUCGUCACGAGAUGCAGGUCUCCCUAACAAGCCACCAGUUCUUUCAAUUCUAAAGUUCAUUGCAACCUCCGUAUUCGAACUUCGACCAUUCGCAGACAACUUGACUCAGAAUGAAUUGGGACAUAUGACUACUUAUUUGGACAUCCCUAUCGGCGAGUGCAACAGAAAGGUAUUCAAAUUAAUGCUCAUCUUUCGCCGAAAGUCUGGUCGUGCGAUGCAUUAUCAACUGUCCAUAAAUUCAGCCUCUCAUCAAUAUACACAGAUAGUAUCCAAUAGAGAGGGACCAAAGGGCCAGGACGAAAAAGAGCUACUCAAUGAUCUCACAACAUUCAAUUUGACCACCACUCGACGCCAGAAAAAAGUCAGAGAUCAGGUGGAGCUACCGUUCAUGGAGGCACAGAAAUUUUUGGGUUUCGUUGCUGGCUCUACGGUGUAUGAGUUUGAUAAGGAUGACGACUAUGAUGAUGAUGAUGAUGAUGAUGACGAAGAGCCAUAUGAGGAUCCAAUGUAG